Molecule: messenger RNA, 852 nt
Organism: Ambispora leptoticha
Lineage: Eukaryota; Fungi; Glomeromycota; Glomeromycetes; Archaeosporales; Ambisporaceae
Source: the annotation of a GenBank genome assembly
AUGCCUCUACCAGCACAAACGAUUCGAGAACAUCCUUAUCAUAAAACUACGUCAAAUGAUGAACGGUCGUCAGGGUGUAACAGCAUCACCUCGCCCGUUACUGUUGUGGACGCUAAUUUAGAUACAAGUGGUGAAAGAGAAAUUGUAGUGACGUUGAAUGAUGGGGUUAAAAUAGAAUUUCAUUUUCCAACUUCUAAAGAAAUCAGGUAUCGAUUUUUUUAUCGAACAGCCAAAUCUUCGGACAAACCAGAUCGUCCUCCAAACAAGUUCUUUAUAUUCCGUACAAUGUUCCAAGGAACAUUGGAUACAUUUAAGCUUCAAGUUCCAAUUGUUUCUGAUAAUAAAGUUAAAGAAGCAUUUUCAAAAUUAGCGGAAAUUGCGAAAAAUGAGCAUAGUAAAAUAAAUCCUGACUACAUAUACAAGCAAUACCGAAAAGUCUCUUUGGCUAAAUCAGAUCUAUCGUCGCCCUCUUGUGAAGAAGAAUCAAGUGAAACCUCGAGGUCUCCGCCUUCUCCAACAACACCUUCGCCUUCAUGGUCGAACACGUAUACCAAUAGAUUAUCCUGUCGAUUAUAUGCCAAGUUGCUUUUCUGCCAAUCAAUUGGAAAAUUACGAAUCUCCGACGAUGUAUACUGUAAUUGUGCUCAAAACGAUGCGAUUUUCCAAACUCGCUCGACCUUAAUUCCGAUUAUCAAGUUACAUCACGAUGCAUGUUACACCUCAAUUUGUCCGACACAAUCACCAUUUUUAUCAUAUACGCCACCAGCAUACAAUAUUCGCAUGAUAAAUCUAUCAAAAUUUGAGCAUUUACAAGAAGUAAAAAUAGAAACCUCAAUCGCGUUAUCGAACUAA